Molecule: messenger RNA, 1980 nt
Organism: Enhydra lutris kenyoni (northern sea otter)
Lineage: Eukaryota; Metazoa; Chordata; Mammalia; Carnivora; Mustelidae
Product: PLAG1 zinc finger
Exons: 2
Coding region: 91-1590 (499 amino acids)
Source: RefSeq, a predicted model, not a curated record
AUGAAACUUGAGAAGCCACCUAAAGCUAAAUCAUUUAGUGGAGUUGGGCAGUUCCCAAGUGUCCAACAAGAAGGCCUGCUUUAGGCUGCGAUGGCCACUGUCAUUCCUGGUGAUUUGUCAGAAGUAAGAGAUACCCAGAAAGUCCCUUCAGGGAAACGUAAGCGUGGUGAAACCAAACCAAGAAAAAACUUUCCUUGCCAACUGUGUGACAAGGCCUUUAACAGUGUUGAGAAAUUAAAGGUUCACUCCUACUCUCACACAGGAGAGAGGCCCUACAAGUGCAUACAACAAGACUGCACCAAGGCCUUUGUUUCUAAGUACAAAUUACAAAGGCACAUGGCUACCCAUUCUCCUGAGAAAACCCACAAGUGUAAUUAUUGUGAGAAAAUGUUUCACCGGAAAGAUCACCUGAAGAAUCACCUCCAUACGCAUGACCCCAACAAAGAGACGUUUAAGUGUGAAGAGUGUGGCAAGAACUACAACACCAAGCUCGGCUUCAAGCGUCACCUGGCCUUGCAUGCCGCAACGAGCGGCGACCUCACCUGCAAGGUCUGCCUGCAGACUUUCGAGAGCACGGGAGUGCUGCUGGAGCACCUUAAAUCACACGCCGGCAAGUCGUCCGGCGGGGUGAAAGAGAAAAAGCACCAGUGCGAGCAUUGCGAUCGCCGCUUCUACACCCGGAAGGAUGUCCGGAGACACAUGGUGGUGCACACGGGAAGGAAGGACUUCCUCUGUCAGUAUUGUGCACAGAGAUUUGGGCGGAAGGAUCACCUGACUCGACACAUGAAGAAGAGUCACAAUCAAGAACUUCUGAAGGUCAAAACCGAACCGGUGGACUUUCUGGAUCCAUUCACCUGCAACGUUUCUGUGCCUAUAAAAGAUGAGCUCCUCCCGGUGAUGUCCUUACCUUCCAGCGAACUGUUGUCAAAGCCAUUCACAAACACUCUGCAGUUAAACCUCUAUAACACUCCGUUUCAGUCCAUGCAGAGCUCGGGACCUGCCCACCAAAUGAUCACAACUUUACCUUUGGGAAUGACGUGCCCAAUAGAGAUGGACGCUGUCCAUCCUUCUCACCACCUUUCUUUCAAAUACCCAUUCAGUUCUACCUCAUAUGCCAUUUCUAUUCCUGAAAAAGAACAGCCACUAAAGGGGGAGAUUGAGAGUUAUCUGAUGGAGCUGCAAGGUGGCGGGCCUUCCUCAUCCCAGGAUUCCCAAGCAUCAUCAUCUAAACUAGGGUUGGAUCCUCAGGUCGGGUCCCUGGAUGAUGGUGCAGGGGACCUCUCCCUGUCAAAAAGCUCUAUUUCUAUCAGUGACCCCCUAAAUACGCCUGCCUUGGAUUUUUCCCAGUUGUUUAAUUUCAUACCCCUCAAUGGCCCUCCCUAUAAUCCUAUCUCAGUGGGGAGCCUCGGAAUGAGCUAUUCCCAAGAGGAAGCACAUUCUUCUGUGUCUCAGCUGCCCCCGCAGACACAGGAUCUUCAGGAUCCUGCAAACACUCUAGGUCUCGGCUCCCUGCACUCCCUGUCAGCAGCGUUCACCAGUAGUUUCAGCACGAGCACCACACUGCCACGUUUCCAUCAAGCUUUUCAGUAGGAGUCCCAGACGUGGACUGAUCACAGAAACCUAUGUGUAGCCCUGCCUUAGAGGACCAUUUUUAUUUUAGUGCCUACUUUAAAACCGCAUAAAAACUUCUGCUUUUGUACAGUACCAAUUUUCAUUAAGACAGUAUGAAAUAGAAACAAGCUUUAUAAAUGAGCUUUGGAACCGUUUGCGUUCAGUUAUGUUUACCUGGUAUUUUGUCCACACUCACUGCCAAUUGUCAUAUUUUAAGAUGCUUUUUCCUCUAGGAAAGCCAUUAUUAGCAGUAAAGUCUUACGAGUCCCACAUUCAAAUUGCUUUGAGAUCUUAAAAUUUUCAGUUCUGUUCAAUAACAGUGGCUCUAGCUUUUGACAUUUGUCUCAUUAAAGAUGUUUGCAACAGAAU